Microbotryum saponariae is the source of this 4290-nucleotide messenger RNA. NCBI's taxonomy places the organism in Eukaryota, Fungi, Basidiomycota, Microbotryomycetes, Microbotryales, Microbotryaceae. The record is from the annotation of a GenBank genome assembly.
AUGUCGAUCCAAGAUGACCUCCUGGCCUCGAUCAAAGUGCAUGAUGACGCCCACGCUGACGAGGUGGCACUGAGCGAUGCGCUGUGGCAGUGCUUACGCGACUUGAGCGCCGAGGACGACGAUCAGGCCAAGUCGGGUCUUGGUGCCUCGAGCUCAUCCCAACUCGUGACAGAGGCUAGAUUUGCCAUCGCCUUAACACCGAGAACACUCCCUGUUCAAGCUCGGAACAGCUCGACUACGUUCGGCAGUUUGGUCGUUAAUGCUAGCAAGGCGACGGGCAAGAACAAGGCUGAUCAGCAACCGGUCAGUCGUCUGCCUCAGCUCGUGUGCCGGUGCUGGUUGUUGUUGGGCCACUGAUGGAUCACUGCUUUGCUGCAACAGAACCCAGGCGUUGUAUACGUACCACAAAGACUGCUCGAGCAGCACCCCGCCAUUUUUGGCUCCGCGCUCAAGUCGGCUUCGACCUCAGCCUCGUCGUCCUCGACGUCUUCCGUCCCGCUCGGUGUAUCCCGUGUUCGACCGAUCCCGCUUUCGGACCUCAUCCUCAUCGCAUAUAACUCCAACUCGUACGACUACUCGGUCACCAACAAGGACGACUUCCUGCAGUCACUGGGGAAGCACGGGCGCAUCGUUAGGUCUGGCGAGGUGCUGAGCUCCACUUCGGCUUCCGGUCAGGCGCUCGGUUGGACCGUCGCUAUGGCCGAGCCUGUGCUGCAAGGCGUGCUGGUUCCCGGUAGCACGCGCUUUCUCGUGCUUCUACCUACGGACGAGCCAGCGUCAUUGCCCAAUGGGAGCAGUACUCCGAAUGGGCAUGCCGACCACCACGAUCUGCACUCGCUCGACGACGAUGACGGCGCAUUCGACAUUGACGAAUCUUUCUUGGCCGCUUCAGUCCUUUCUCUGCCCCGACUUGAUGGCAAUUCCACACCCAUCUCUCCUCGAGACCUUCCAGGUCGUGCGCCUUCGAAUUAUUCUCCUUCUCUUUCCCCUUUCCCUAGCCAUAGCGAUGGUCCGCUCUCAGCAACGAGAGCUGCUCUGUCUCGAAGUCAGAACCAGCGCGCGCUCGUACAAGCUCAGGCUUUACAGCACCCUGUCGACUCUUCGACUUUGGUUCCGCAACCUACCGAAGGGGAGGAUGAAACACUGUGGGUUUUUUUGGGCAGUAGGGAUCUCAGUCGGUUGGGAUUAUUCAGUGGGGAUUGGGCUCUGGUCGAGUCCGAGGGAUCGAGCGCUUUGACGUCGGAGCGAAGACUGGUGCAAGUCUUCGUUUCGGACGAGCUGCAGAACGUGACCGACGAGACAGGGUAAGCUGUGGAAGCUCUGACUAUCAUUCAUGGUCCCAAGAGGCUAAAACACGAACCUGUACGACUCGCAGGGUUCCUGUUGCGUUGUUCGCCCCGACACUUCUCCACACCUUGCCGUCCAAGGCGGUCACGCUCGUCCCUGCCGCUCUCCCCUUUCAACCUGCAUUCCCUAUCGCCUCCUCCGUCACUGUAGCCCGAGUCGCAUCACCCCGGUCAGUGCAUCGAGUGUACCAGUCCCUCUUCCUCGACGGUCUCAAAGGUUUCUUUAAGGAUCGACAGCGGAUACUGAAGAGGGGCGACGUGAUCGCCGUCGGCAUCUGUGAGGAUAUGGCUCGGUUCAGCGAAGGAGCAGCCGCAGAAGAUGAGGAUGAGGUCGAGUGAGUUACGGAGCCCUUUCUGGGUGCGGGGCCGAUGGUUCUUUUCUGACGACGCUCAACAAUCUCCGUUCCUUUCCAAAGGCUACCGGCGUCUCUGAACGUUCCUACCGCCGUCGUUUAUUUCGUCAUCACGUCACUGGAGCUCUCGCCUCCGACAGAGGUCCGAGCAGAGGGGGGCGAUGAGCUGACGGAGCUACUGGACCUAGGCGAGUUCGGCUGCCAUGUGGAUCCUCGAAUGACGAAACUGGUGCAGAGUGGCGUUGAGCAUAGUCUGGUUCCGGACGUGGAGGGGUAUCUCGGGAUAGGUGAGUUGUCAUCCCAGCGUUGGCCUAGGCAGUCGCCACCAGCUGAAGUUUAUCCAUGAUGUUCACCCAUAGUCGACUCGUUUGCUGCCAAGUCAGACAAGGCCGCCUUGGAAGAGGGAACACCAACCUGGCGGCUGCUGGAAUACGUCAAAGCGUCUCUGCGACCUGGGACAAGCGACUAUGAUCUGCACUUGACGGUGCUUGUCAAAGGCGCUCAUGGGUCGGGCAAGCGAUCUCUCGUCAAAUCCGUCGCUCGUUCUUCUGGUCUACAUUUGCUCGAAUUGGAUUGCUACGACCUGAUUGGCGAGUCGGACGUCAAAACGGAGGGACAUCUACGAGCGAGGAUCGAUAAUGCGCUCUCGUGCUCCCCGUGCAUCAUGCUCUUGCGGAACAUUGAGGCGUUGGCGAGAAAAAGUCAAGCACUCGAGACUGGGCAAGGUGCGCCGAUCGUCGAAUUGAUAUCAGACACGUGGAACAUGACUGAGGUUUUCGUUGAUUUCUUGAUGUUCGUGCAGAGCCAGCGAUGACCACCGUAUUGAAAGAGUGCUUCGCGACCGCACGGCAAGGGUGGAAGACGAGCGGAUUCCCCGUCAUCAUUGUCGCGACAACGUGUGACAUCGAAAAGCUACCUAGGGGCGUUCUUGGUGCAUUCAAAGAGGAGAUUGCGAUCGAGGCACCAAACGAAGCUGAGCGUCUUACGAUCCUGCGUUCGUUGACCCGUUCCUCGGUCAUCGCGCCUGACGUUUCGUUGCGAGCUCUCGCCGUGCAGACCGCUGCACUUGUCGCGAAUGACCUGGUCGACCUGGUGCGACGGGCUGGUUCGGCUGCAGCGGAGCGAGCACUCGCGUCGAUCGACGCCUCCGAGGCGGAUGCAAGACCUCUGCGAGUCGAAGAUGUGGCUCGUGCCGGACUGGAGCUCACGGCUGUGGACUUCAACAAAGCACUGGACAAAGCUCGGGCCUCGUAUUCGGAGAGCAUCGGCGCCCCCAAGAUCCCCAACGUGACCUGGGACGACGUCGGAGGCCUAGCUAAUGUCAAGAGCGACAUUUUGGAUACGAUUCAAUUACCCCUUGAGCAUCCCGAGCUCUUCGCUGAUGGGCUGAAGAAGCGAUCAGGUAUCUUGCUGUACGGUCCACCGGGGACGGGCAAAACUUUGCUCGCCAAAGCCGUGGCGACGUCAUGCUCGCUCAACUUCUUCUCCGUCAAGGGCCCCGAGCUACUCAACAUGUACAUUGGAGAGUCUGAAGCCAACGUGCGAAGGGUAUUCCAACGCGCUCGGGAUGCCAAGCCGUGUGUCAUCUUUUUCGACGAGUUGGAUUCGGUUGCACCGAAACGUGGUAACCAGGGAGAUUCGGGUGGUGUGAUGGAUCGUAUUGUCUCUCAGCUGCUGGCCGAGUUGGAUGGCAUGUCGGAGGGCAAGGGUGGCAGCGACGUUUUUGUUAUUGGGGCGACCAAUCGACCUGACUUGCUCGAUCCAGCUUUGCUCCGCCCCGGUCGGUGAGUGAAGGCUUUUCUCUCCUUCCUGCGCCCAACGGUUCACUUACUUGCAUCUUUCCGGCGGUGACAGAUUCGAUCGCAUGCUGUACCUCGGCGUGAGCGAUACGCACGAUGCGCAGCUCAAGAUCAUCCAGGCCCUUACGCGCAAGUUCAAACUCGAUCCCAACAUCCGACUCGAGGAUGUUGCGGCGUUGUGCCCGUACAACUACACCGGAGCCGACUUUUACGCGCUGUGUUCGGACGCGAUACUGAAAGCCAUGACGAGGAAGGCGACAGAGAUUGAUGAUACUAUCAGUGAGUUGAGGUGAGAGUGUAGUUCGGUCUCACUGCAUUUACUUAAGACAGACCUUCCCUCACCCGCAGCCAAACUCAAUUUGAAUCCGCCUUACUCGAAUGGCAUCAAGCUCACGCCUCAAUACUACCUCGCCGAGAUGGCCACUCCGGCCGAGAUCGAAGUGCUCGUUUCGCAGAAAGACUUCAAGGCUGCCCUUGCCGAGGCGAGUGAUUGUGUUGUCGGGUGUAGACGCAAUAGCUUGUUCGUUUGCUAACUCCAACGGUCGAUGUCGCCUCUUGCAGUUGGUUCCGUCGGUGUCCAAGGCGGAGAUGCUUCAUUACAAGACGGUGCAGCAGAGGUUUUCGAGUGAGACGAUGAAUAGCGACGAGAAGAUGGCGGAAAAGGAGCAGCAACAGCAGCAGCCGCGGACAGGGUCGAAGGCUGUGGGUUCGGGGUCUGUCACGAUCGCACCCCCUGUCGAGCUUUCUGCGGCUGAACAGAGAAGGAAGGCUAAAGGCAAAGGGCGAGCAUGA